UGGAUGACGUCACCGGUGACCUUUGAACCCGGAUGAUAAAGGCAGGAAUAAAACCCAACCCCAAUGAUUGGAGAAACAGGAGAAGGAAGAGCCAGAAAAAGAUGGGCAAGAAGUGCAGCACCUUGGAGGUCACCCUCAUGGUCCUCUUCUGCCUGGUGGUGGCGGCUGCUUGUGUCCUCAUCGGCAUCUUGGCCACCAGGGAGCCCACCCCCCCGGCCAGCGACUUCUCCCCGACCUGCCCCUCCAUCCCCAUCGCCAAACGCAUCGACUGCAUCCCCGACCAGGUGGCCACCAAGCGUCUCUGCGCGCGGCGCGGCUGCUGCUGGAGCCCGCGGAGCGAGGCGGGGCCGCCCUGGUGCUUCUUCUCCGCGGAGCACGGGUACCGGCUGCGCGGGCCGCGCAGCGACACGGCGCAGGGCUUCGAGGCCACCCUGACUCGCCGCCCCUCCCCCUCCCUCUUCGGCGAUGACGUCACAACGCUGCUGCUGACGGCGCAGCACCAGAGCCCCGCCCGCUUCCGGUUCAAGAUCACAGAUCCCAAGAAGCCCCGAUUCGAGGUCCCUCACGACCACGUGGGACCUUUCACGGGACCCGCGGCCUCCAACCUCAAGUACCAGGUGUCCAUCCAGGAAAACCCCUUCUCCAUCCAGGUGACCCGCGCCAGCACUGGGAAAGUCCUGUUUGACACCUCCAUCGGGCCCCUGAUCUACUCCAACCAGUUCCUGCAGGUCUCCAUCCAGCUGCCCAGCCCCAACAUCUACGGGGUGGGGGAGCACGUCCACAAGAGCUUCCGGCACGACCUGGACUGGAAGACCUGGCCCAUGUUCAGCCGGGACACGGCGCCCAGCGGGAACAUGGAGAACUUAUACGGGGUCCAGACCUUCUUCCUGUGCCUGGAGGACACCAGCGGGGCCUCCUUUGGGGUUUUCCUGAUGAACAGCAAUGCCAUGGAGUUCUCGGUCCAGCCGGCACCCGCCGUCACCUACCGCACCAUCGGGGGGAUCCUGGACUUCUACAUCUUCUUGGGAGACAGCCCAGAGGAGGUGGUGCAGGAGUACGUGCAGUUCAUUGGUCUGCCGGCUCUGCCCUCCUAUUGGUCGCUGGGAUUCCACCUCAGCCGCUAUGACUACGGGUCCCUGGAGGAGGUGAAGGUGGUUGUGGAGCGGAACCACGCCCUGGGGCUGCCCCACGACGUGCAGCACACGGACAUCGACUCCAUGGAGGGGCGCAAAGAUUUCACCUACGACCAAGUGAACUUCAAGGAGCUCCCCGAGUUCCAGAAGUUCCUCCACCAGCGGGGCCAGAAAUACGUGAUCAUCCUGGACGCUGCCAUCAGCACCCAGGCCCUGGUGGGGGGACCCUACGAGACCUACGAGCGGGGGCAGCGCCGGGGGGUCUGGGUAAAUGAAUCGGACGGGGUGACGCCCCUGAUCGGAGAGGUCUGGCCGGGCCAAACGGUCUUCCCAGAUUUCACCAACCCCGAGGGCUCUGAUUGGUGGGUGCAGGAAUGUCAGAGAUUCCACCAACAAGUUCCCUACGACGGGAUCUGGAUCGACAUGAACGAAGUCGCCAGUUUCGUAGCCGGCUCCAGUCGAGGCUGCAAACCCACCGACCUCAACUUCCCGCCCUUCACCCCACAUGUUGUUGACAGGCUCUUGUUCUCCAAGACGCUCUGUUUGGACGCAGUGCAGAAGUGGGGGAGACAAUAUGAUGUCCACAACCUCUAUGGAUACUCCAUGAUCCUCUCCACGCGACGGGCCCUGGACAGGGUGUUUCCCGGGAAACGCAGCUUCCUGUUGACCAGGUCGACCUUCGCGGGGUCGGGCAAAUAUGGCGGCCAUUGGCUGGGGGACAACACGGCCUCCUGGGACCAUCUGCGCUGGGCGAUCCCCGGGAUCCUGGAGUUCGGGCUCUUCGGGAUCCCUUACGUCGGCGCCGACAUCUGCGGCUUCUUUGAGGACACGACCGAGGAGCUUUGUCGGCGCUGGAUGCAGGUCGGGGCCUUCUACCCCUUCUCCAGGAACCACAACACUGAGAAAUGCAUCCCCCAGGACCCAGCAGCCUUUGGGGCGACCUCCUUGCUGGUCAACUCCUCCCGUCACUACCUGAACAUCCGCUACACCUUGCUGCCCCACCUCUACACCCUCUUCUUCAGGGCCCACACCCAAGGAACCACCGUGGCCCGGCCCCUGCUGCACGAGUUUUAUUCUGAUGAAGAGACCUGGGGUAUUGACAAGCAGUUCUUGUGGGGUUCUGGGCUCCUCAUCACCCCCGUGCUCGAACCGGGGGUUGAGGUUCUCCAGGCCUAUGUCCCCGACGCCGUCUGGUACGAUUACGAGUCGGGUGCCCGGCUGUGGUGGCGGAAGCAGUGGGUGACCCUGCACCUCCCAGGGGACAAGCUGGGGCUGCACCUGCGGGGGGGGCACAUCUUCCCCUUCCAGAGGCCCAGCACCACCACCAGCGCCAGUCGGAAGAACCCGCUGGGGCUGCUGGUGGCGCUGGACGACAACGCGGAGGCGGUUGGGGAGAUGUUCUGGGAUGAUGGAGAGUCCACGGGCACCGUGAGCAACAACUCCUACAUUUUCUACAACUUCAAGGUUUCCAAUAAUGUUCUCCAGAUGAAUGUCACCACCAACAGCUACGUGGAUCCAAACCACCUGAUGUUUGAGGAGAUCAAGAUCCUGGGCCUGGCCCAGCAGCCAGGGACUGUCACUGUGGUGGACGAGAAGAACGUGGUGACCUUGGUCCAGAACAUCAACUACAGCCCUGCCCAGAAGGUCGCUGUGAUCCAGGGGCUGAAGCUGGAGCUGGGCGUGUCCUACACCCUGAGCUGGACCCUGGUGACCAGCACCGAGGAGAAGUUCGACUGUCACCCCGACCUGGGGGCGUCUGAGGACACGUGUCGGCGCCGCGGCUGCGUCUGGGCCGCCACCUCCACCCCAGGUGUUCCCGCCUGCUACUACAACGGCCCUGACAACGGGUACUCGGUCGCUGACGUCACGUACACGUCAUCGGGCGUGGCCGCCAACCUGACCUUCAACAGCAGAAGCCCCAGAGCUGCAGGCAGCCUGAUGCCACCCAUCAGCACCCUGCGCCUGCAGGUGACCUAUCACAGCGACCACGCCCUGCAAGUGAAGAUCUAUGAUGGUGCCAACGCGCGGUAUGAGGUUCCGGUCCCGCUCAACCUCCCGCCCACCCCGGAAGCCACCGCCCAAUCCCGCCUCUAUGACGUCAUGAUCCAGGACAAACCCUUUGGGGUCCAGAUUCGCCGCAGGAGCAGCGGGACCAUCAUCUGGGACACGCAGCUCCCGACUUUCACCUUCAGUGACCAGUUCCUCCAGAUCUCCACCCGUUUGGCCUCUUCCCACGUCUACGGCUUCGGCGAGUCCGAACACCCCACGUUCCACCACGACCUCAACUGGCACACCUGGGGCAUGUUCACCAGGGACCAGCCUCCUGGGUACAAGCUCAACUCCUACGGGUUCCAACCCUUCUACAUGGGCCUGGAAGACGACGCCCAAGCCCACGGGGUCCUCCUGCUCAACAGCAACGCCAUGGAUGUCACCUUCCAACCCACCCCUGCCCUGACCUAUCGCACCACGGGAGGGAUCUUGGAUUUCUACCUGGUCCUGGGGCCCAGCCCAGAGAAUGUCGUGCAGGAAUAUACGGCGCUGGUGGGGCGACCAGUGAUGCCACCUUACUGGGCCCUGGGCUUCCAGUUGUGUCGUUAUGGAUAUGCAAAUGACUCAGAAGUCGCCCAAUUAGUGGAAGACAUGAAAGCUGCCAAGAUACCUUAUGAUGUGCAGUACACGGAUAUCGACUACAUGGAGCGCCAGUUGGACUUCACCCUCAACCCCAACUUCUCCGGCCUCCCUGCCCUGGUCAACAAGAUCAAAUCUGAAGGGAUGAGGUUCAUCCCCAUCCUGGAUCCGGCCAUUUCCGUCAACGAAAGCUCCUACUUGGCCUUCCAGAGGGGGCUGGAGAAGAAGGUCUUCAUCACGUGGCCCAACAGCAGCGACAUCAUCUAUGCCAAGGUCUGGCCGGAUCUUCCCAAUGUGGAGGUGAACGACUCCCUGGACUGGGACACCCAGGUGGAGCUGUACCGCGCUCACGCCGCAGUUCCCGAUUUCUUCCGCCCUUCCACCUGGGCCUGGUGGAACCAGGAGGUCACUGAGCUCUAUGACAACCCCCGGGACCCCGCCCAGAGCAUCAAGUUCGACGGGAUCUGGAUCGACAUGAAUGAACCUUCCAGCUUCGUGAGAGGCGCCGUGGGUGGUUGUAGGAACCAAGAGCUGAACUUCCCGCCCUACAUGCCCCAGUUGGGCUCCCGAGAGGAGGGUUUGGCCUUCAAGACCAUCUGCAUGGAAGGUCAACAGGUUCUCCCGGAUGGUUCCACCGUCUCUCACUACAACGUCCACAACCUCUAUGGAUGGUCCCAAACCAAACCCACCCUCGAUGUCUUGAGGAACGUCACCAAGGAGCGAGGAAUCGUCAUCACACGUUCCACCUACCCCAGCAGUGGGAAGUGGGCGGGGCACUGGCUGGGGGACAACACAGCAGCCUGGAACCAGCUGGAUAAAUCCAUCAUUGGAAUGCUGGAAUUCAGCCUCUUCGGGAUCUCCUACACCGGAGCCGACAUCUGCGGCUUCUUCCAGGACUCGGAGUACGAGCUCUGCGCCCGCUGGAUGGAGCUCGGGGCCUUCUACCCCUUCUCCAGGAACCACAACGGCAAAGGAGCUCGGAGACAAGACCCUGUUGCCUGGGAUGAAGCCUUUAAGGACAUCUCCAGGAAAGUUCUGAACAUCAGAUACUCCCUCCUGCCCUACCUCUACACCUUGAUGUAUGAAGCCCACGCCCAUGGCUCCACCGUGGUCCGUCCUCUGCUCCAUGAGUUUGUGGAAGACAGAAAGACCUGGGAGAUUUACAGACAGUUCCUGUGGGGACCUGCCCUGCUGAUCAGCCCCGUGUUGGACAAGGGUGCCAGGACGGUGGACGCGUAUUUCCCCGACGCCCGCUGGUACGAUUACCACACGGACCAGCCCCUCGGGGCCCGGGGGCAGUUCCAGACCCUCCCCGCCCCCCUGGGCCACCUCAACCUGCACAUCCGGGGCGGGUCCGUCCUGCCCCAGCAGGGCGUGGCCAACACCACCUUCUACAGCCGCAGGAACCCGCUGGCGCUGACGGUGGCGCUGGACGCGGCCCAGGGCGCCCGGGGGCUGCUCUACUGGGACGACGGCGUCCGCACCGAUGCGUAUGAGGAGGGCGUGUACCUGCUGACGUCAUUCGUUGCCACCAGGGGUGCUCUGGAGCUGCGGGUCCUUCACGCCGGGUACCAGGACCCUGAGCAGCUGAAGGUGACCCAGGUGAAGGUGCUGGGGCUGCCCUGGGUGGCAGGACAGGUGACCGUGUGGCAGGAGGGGCAGGUGGUCCCCUCGUCCCACCUGGCCACCUACAACAGCCAGACCCAGGUCCUGAAAAUCACCCGCCUGGAGCUGGAGCUGGGCAAGAACUACAGGGUGGAGUGGUCCUGAACCCCCCCCCAUGGUCCCACCUGGUCCUGAACCCUCAUCAUGGCCCCACCUGGUCCUGACCCCCCUCCCAUGGCCCCACCUGGUCCUGAACCCCCCCACAUGGUCCUACCUGGUCCUGAGCCCCCAUCAUGGCCCCACCUGGACCUGAACAUCCCCCCAUGGCCCCACCUGGACCUCUCCCACCUUCACCAAUGGUCCUUCUCCUUCUCCCACCUCUUCCCCUCCAGAAAACUCUUGCCCUGGUCCCAGUG
Molecule: messenger RNA, 5782 nt
Organism: Apus apus (common swift)
Lineage: Eukaryota; Metazoa; Chordata; Aves; Apodiformes; Apodidae
Product: maltase-glucoamylase-like
Exons: 48
Coding region: 33-5531 (1832 amino acids)
Biological process (GO): carbohydrate metabolic process
Molecular function (GO): carbohydrate binding; alpha-1,4-glucosidase activity
Source: RefSeq, a predicted model, not a curated record